This is a messenger RNA of Scylla paramamosain (green mud crab), 1248 nucleotides long. Its product is annotated as oplophorus-luciferin 2-monooxygenase non-catalytic subunit-like. NCBI's taxonomy places the organism in Eukaryota, Metazoa, Arthropoda, Malacostraca, Decapoda, Portunidae. The transcript is spliced from 3 exons. Gene Ontology annotation, molecular function: protein binding. The record is from RefSeq and is a predicted model, not a curated record. Gene Ontology annotation, cellular component: extracellular matrix. Bases 92 to 1144 code for a protein of 350 amino acids.
UAGCGAAAUGAGCCAGUUUAAAGCCGCCUGGCAUCGAGGACAGGGCGGCGAUAGGGAGCCAGUGGCAACAGUUUGAUAAGUAACAGUGAUCAUGAAUACCAAGUGUAUCUACAUGGCGAUGAUGGCUGUACUGGGGUUUAUGCUGACCUCAGCUCAGCGCUGCCCAUUCCACAUGGACAUCGCACCCUGUUUGUGUACUGAAAUCGGACCGAGCCCUGAGUUGGAUUUGGACUGCUCGCAUGUGGUGGACAUCGAUCAGCUCACGAGAGUAUUCCAAGCGGAUUUUCCUUCCACGAAUUACCGGAGACUGACCAUGACUGGCACUCCUGACGAGCCUAUUCCUUUAAGCUUCCUCCCUGACGGAGUGUUCGGUAGCAUCACUUUUCAAGAAAUUGUAAUGCAACACACACAGAUCUACCGUGUGGAUGAUUAUGCCUUCCUCGGGUCAAAAGACACACUUACAAUGCUAACAUUAAGUCACAGUGUACUGACAAGCUUCCCAACCACGAUCUUGCCGCUGCUGUCUGACUUACGGGAGCUGGACUUGUCAUACAACCAUCUCGUGUUCAUCCCUGACCUGCGCUCGUCCUCCCUUCGCUCCCUUACGCUGGCCCACAACACCCAACUCUGCUUCAGUGAUCAGGUCUUCACAAAACUCGAUCAAAUAGUCGAUCUAAACAUAGGACACUGUAACAUGGAGACAAUACCGACUGGGAUGUUCCUAAAUAUGAUGAACUUGUCGACUGUUUAUCUGGAAUACAACAAGCUCACACACUUGGAUGCCGCAACUCUCCACUUCACGAGCGAAGUUAUAGAAGAAAUUGUUCUUUCCGGGAAUCAGAUUUCUGCCGUUGAGCCAAAUUUUUUCUCUGGGACAGGCAAGCAGACGUACCUGGAGCUGCUCAACAACCAGAUCACGACCCUGGCAGAAGAGGCGUGGCGGCCAGUGUUCCAGGCCAUUAGUGACCCCGGUGACGGCCUGGUCAUGUUGGACGGCAACCCGUUGGACUGUGGGUGUAGCCUGGCCUGGCUGGUGACCUCGUCGUCCUUUCUGAGCCACCUGGCCCGCGGCGCCACGUGUGCUAAUGGCACGGCUAUCCACGACCUCGAUCCAUCUGCCUUCGAUCACAACUGCAGCCGCUGACUUAAUGUGCUUCCCGGACGGAGCGUCAGGUGAUUUUUUUUUCUUUUUUUUACAAACUGACAUGUACAUACGAUAUUAAAAUAAUAAACAGGGAAAGAUGAACG